This is a messenger RNA of Lagopus muta (rock ptarmigan), 4171 nucleotides long. RefSeq names its product coagulation factor II thrombin receptor (gene F2R). The transcript is spliced from 2 exons. Gene Ontology annotation, biological process: thrombin-activated receptor signaling pathway; positive regulation of Rho protein signal transduction; positive regulation of blood coagulation. The record is from RefSeq and is a predicted model, not a curated record. NCBI's taxonomy places the organism in Eukaryota, Metazoa, Chordata, Aves, Galliformes, Phasianidae. Gene Ontology annotation, molecular function: thrombin-activated receptor activity. Bases 138 to 1412 code for a protein of 424 amino acids. Gene Ontology annotation, cellular component: membrane.
GAGUCCGUCCCGCCCCGCCCGGCAGGAAGGCGCCCCCGCCUCUCCCAGCGGCUGCCGAGGGGCGGCCCUGCUCCGCCCGGGCCUCACUCGUUUUCCCGGCGCGGCCGGGACGGACGGACAGCAGGGAGGCGGCGGCCAUGGGGCUGCCCGCGCUGCUCUGCGCCCUAGCCGUCCUCAGCUGCCCGAUCUCACCGCCCGCCGCUGCUGCCCGAACCGCCCAUGCAUACAACAACAGCAGCGUAAGGGGCAGAACUUUCCUGAUACCUGACCGUGGUGAACCUAUACCUGUGGAAGAUAUUGAAAACAGUGCUGAAAAUGAUUCGGAGGUUGGAUUAGGAUCUACCAAUCAGAGUAGAUCACCUCCACAUGAACAACGAACAGUGUCAGUGGAAACAGCAAGAUAUCUCACUAGUCCGUGGCUGACCCGUUUUGUUCCUUCGGUUUACACAUUAGUGGUUGUGCUCAGCCUUCCUCUGAACGUUACAGCCAUAUUUGUGUUUCUGAGAAAAAUGAAAAUUGAAAAGCCAGCUGUAGUUUACAUGCUGAAUUUGGCUCUUGCAGAUGUACUGUUUGUAAGUGUGCUCCCUUUCAAGAUUGCUUACCAUUUCUCUGGAAACAACUGGGUAUUUGGACCUCGGAUGUGCCGCUUUGUCACUGCUGCUUUCUACUGUAACAUGUACUGCUCAGUAAUGCUCAUGACAAGCAUAAGCUUUGAUCGCUUCUUGGCAGUGGUGUACCCCAUGCAGGCUCUUGGCUGGCGUACGUUAACACGUGCCUCAGUGAUUUGUCUCAUCAUAUGGUUUGUAGCAAUAACUGGAGUUGUACCUUUUCUCAUCAGAGAGCAAACUAUGGAAAUACCCAAGUUGAAUAUCACAACCUGCCAUGACGUGUUAAGGGAAUCUGAGCUUCACGGCUAUUACGUACACUUUUUCUCUGUCUUCUCAUCUGUUUUCUUUGUAGUGCCAUUUAUAAUAUCUACCAUCUGUUAUGUGUGUAUCAUUCGGUGCCUGAGUUCUUCUAGUAUUGUUGCAAGACAAAAUAAGAAGACACGUGCCUUGCUCCUGUGUGUGGCCGUUUUUUCAGUCUUUGUCAUUUGUUUUGGGCCAACCAAUGUCCUGCUAUUAAUUCACUAUAUCCAUUUUUCAUACAACAACAGUUUAGAGUAUCUCUACUUUGCCUAUCUACUCUGUGUAUGCAUCAGCAGUGUUAGCUGUUGCAUUGAUCCCUUUAUUUACUACUAUGCUUCCUCUCAGUAUCAGAGACAACUGUUUAGUCUCUUGAGUUGUAAAGAGACUUUAGAUCCUAACAGCAGUAACAGCAGUGGCCAAUCAAUGUCUACCACUAGCAGAAGAGGCACGUGCUCUACUAACGCAAAUAACAGUGUCUACAGCAAAUUACUAGUAGUACAGUGAGAUCAUGUGUCUUACACAUGCUUAGUUUGUAUACAAUUCAGUCAAAUAAGGAGAUACUAUAUCCAAGAAGUGCAGAAGCUUAUACCAAGUUGUGCAACAUAGUUUCAUUACAGUAAUGCACAACGCAAUUUAGUACAAGUGUAUGUAUUUGUAUGUGUAUUGUAUUUGUAAAUAGAUCAGUGUUGAGGAGAAAAGUAUUUCUUAAUAGUAUCUGUUGACUGUUUUUUAGAUGAAGUCCUUUUUACAGACAAAUAUUUAAAUUGUUAGUGCAAUUUAUUAUGGGGAUAUCAUGAAAUCCUAUUGUAGGAUUUUCAACUGUAUCAUACAGGUUAAAUUUCUUACUUAAGGAGUCUGUCCAUCUAACCGUUAUUCUAUGAAGAAAGUGAAAAUAUCUUUCCAGGUAGAUUUUUUUCCAUUAUUUCUGAAAUAGUCCAUAUCCCAUAUUUUUAUAGUGUUGUCUUGCAUUGUGGGCCCUGAGACUGUAUAUUUUACAUUUUUAUUUAUGUUUAUGUGGUGUUAGCAAUUUGAACAAAUAAAAAACAGCUAUUAGUUAUUGCAUUUUGUCAAAGAAAAUUGCCCUCAGUGGCUCAGAGUAGCUUUUCUUUCAGUAUUCUUACCAUUAGUUUAUGCUAAGUGUCUUGGUUAUAACAGUGGUAGAACCAAAUUCCACAGUAGAUCAGUGUUGAACAGCACCUCUGAAAAUACACUGAAAAAGCAUAAUGAAUCACCUUCUUCUGCAGUUUGAAAAUGUAUGCUUUCUUGCACAUUAUUAGUCAUCAUUUAAUGAUUAGGACUUGGAAGUAUCCUUUAUCUCUGCCAACUCUGAAUGUUUUUUAUAUUUUUGGUUGUGCAUACAUCAAGUAAAAUUGCUGUCAUAUGCAAGUAAAUAGCUAACUUUACCCUCUGUAGCAUUCUUUUACUACAAAAGACAAUAAAGCUAAGUAAGAGGAAUUCAGUGUUAGAAACAAAUGUGUAGAUAAUAGGACUUUACACAAAGCUGGAACCAAAAUUAAGUAGAAAUUUGGUUAAUGUAGGUUUUGCCACAGGAAUCAGCCAAGAACAACAGCAGUGGCUAAAUGUUGCCUUCGGUCCAUCACAAGGGAUAAACUUAAUCUUCCUGCAGGUACUGUGUGAGAGAAGUUUCUUUGUAAUGAUCUUCUCUUGUUAUUUUUUACCCACUUCUUAUCAGACUUAAACACAAUUAAAUGCUGAAUUACCAGUCACUGAUUUUUGUUCUCAAACAGUAAUCAAAAGUAAUUUCUGAAUAAGUAAACAAAAUAAAAAUGUAUGUAUGUAUUGUUUGUAAGGGUAAAAUCCACAAAUGUUUAUAUGAAACAAUAAGGUACAUUCACAUUUUGUUUAAUAUUAUGUUACCAGUUGCUGGUUGAUAGGUUGGCUUGUUCUGUUUUUUCAGUAAAAAGUUUAUCUUAAAGCUAUGGGAAACAGCUUUCUGCUUGAUGAAAAGUUACCUCUGUGCUUCCUGUAGGUAUAAGCUGGGGUACUGCUUUUUUAGGUUUAUCAGUAAUUGGAAGUUAUUUCAAUGCUGUGGUAUUUUGUUUACUCUUACAUAGCCAGAAGAGACUAUCUGGUCAGUUUUGCAAGAACAGUAUUACAAGAUAGGAGGGAAGGUACUUAAUGUUUUAACUUUCUGUAUUAUAAACUUAAGUAAAAUACAUAAAUGUUAACUCAUUGUGUUCAUUUCUUGUUACAUAUUCCUAUCUUAACCAAAUAAAUUAGUCUCUACAUCUUUGAGAUAUAAUUCUACUGCUUGGUUUUGUAACACUAAACCUGUAAGCCUCUGAAAAUUUGCUGGGCUCCGUGUUAUGUAAAAGAGAUUGCUGUAUGUUGGUCCAGCCACAGAUGCUCAAGAGUCACAAAACCACAUGUUCUUCUUGGGACGUUUUAAGAAUGGAAGAAAGCAUAACCAGCAUUGACUCGUAAGUGCACGCAUAGAUACGUACACAUAGAUACGUACACAUAGAUACAUACAUAUAGAUACAUACAUAUAGAUACAUACAUAUGUAUGCCACAGGGGAGUUUGAGUUGUGUUUUUCUUUAAUUUUUCCUCAGUGCCAUAAGGUAUUUGUGCAAUAGGUACAUAGUGUAGAGUGAAACCCAAGGCCUCGCAUGGGCCUGGAAAUUGCAGUUGCUUAUACAAAACCCCCUGAAUAUUUUGGUUCCAAUCCAAAACUGAAUCUUGACAUGGCUCUAGACUAAUGUUAAAGAACACCAGUGUCCAUGGUUUUAUAUGAAAGUUUCAUAGCAAGAAAACCUGAAAAGAAGUAAGUACAUCAGCUGGCAAAACAUCCCAAACAAUGAAGUUAAAACUCUUUAAUUGCAUUUUUAAGGAUGACAUUUUGCAACGUUAUACAACUUUGACUGCAAAACAUGCAAAUUUGCACUGCAGCAAACAAAGUUAUUCCACCAUCUGAACAGAUGGUGUUAUCAUAACCUUUGUAUGCUUGAGAAUGUUUGCAAGCAAGCAACUUCUUCCUAUGCUGUAGAGUGAAAAAAAAUAAGCAAAUGCUUAUCCUCAUGAAUAAGAACAUCAACAAAGAUUCCAAAUAACAACUAAAAGGGAUUUUAUCUACGUGUUUGUAAACUAUUAUUCCAUCUCUGCUAUACACGGUACCAAGGUUGGUUUUGCUGGUAAUUCUAGCUUAUGUACAAAUGCCAAGACCAAACUGAAACAACAACGAAAACACCAACAAACCGACAACCCAAAAACACUGUUAACAUGAAAUUCUUUAAUAAAAAGG